Messenger RNA from Portunus trituberculatus (swimming crab), 2776 nucleotides. RefSeq lists its product as uncharacterized. The record is from RefSeq and is a predicted model, not a curated record. Gene Ontology annotation, biological process: protein ubiquitination. The transcript is spliced from 11 exons. Bases 218 to 1801 code for a protein of 527 amino acids. Gene Ontology annotation, molecular function: ubiquitin protein ligase activity. Lineage: Eukaryota; Metazoa; Arthropoda; Malacostraca; Decapoda; Portunidae.
ACACUUCCCCCAAUCCCCACCGGCUCACCCACGCGUGCAGACUGCCAAUCGAGACUCGAGAAGAUACAGUGGGCGCGGCCAGUUGCUCUGCGUCGCCUGGCAAGGAAGGACUAGCAAAGAAAGGCGAGAAGUGUGAAUACUUACUACUACACGCUGCUCACCAUCAACGCGCAGGAUAUUAAGAAUAGAAAGACUGUCGGUCGGUCCAGCUGAGAAAAUGGCUUCUGUUGCUGUAAUAGCAUUGAACUGGACGUCUGUGAUUCUGCGCUACCUGCCAGAAAUUGUGAAGAUUGGCCAGGAGCUGUACUCCCUGUAUUGCAGUAUGAGGGGCACACAGCAGGACAAGAACACUGUGUUGAAGUCCAUGAAGCUCCUCAACAAGUAUCAGGAUGACAUUGAUAGGCUGCUCCAGAACCCAGAAGAGAAGAAGGAUCUGAUGAAUGGACUGACAGUUCUCAUGAGAAGAAUCAAUGAAAACAACGGCAAUGGUAACAGCAGCGCAGGACCCCCAGGAGCUUCUGGCUGCAAUACAACAUCCUUUGCUGAUGAAGACUGUGGUGGCUCAUUCUCAUCCAAGUCCUCCUUCAAAGGGGCGAGAUGGAUGGAAUGUGAUGUGUGUCGUGGUGAUUACAACACCACCAACAAGAGGCCACUUAUCUUCCACUGCGGGCACACUUUUUGUUGGCCAUGUGUGGAGAGGCUGGCUUGCCGGGGGCUCAUCAAGUGCCCCACCUGCCGCAGCUGUGAGACACGGUCCCUUCCCUCCAUCCCCACCAACACAGUGCUGAUAUCUAUGCUGGAAGACCUGGCCAGCCAGGGUGAGGGCAAGAGCAGCUACAGCAGUGAUGACAAGGGCAGGUGUGACAGUGACAGCACAAAUAGUAUGUCAUAUGAGCAUCAGAUUCAGUUUGCCAUCUUCCUAUCCAAGCAAGAGGCAGAGGCACAGGGAAAGACCUUGGUGGAAGAGAGGUGGCAGGAGGUGGUGGAGUCAGAUAGGAUGCUGGCCAUUGCUCUGCAGGAGUCCUUGGUGUAUGAUGCGUCGCUGCAGUGUGCCAAAUGCCACCAACCAGGGUCUGCCUCUGCAUCCGACAAACCUCCUAAAGAUGAGAAGGAAUCAUGUGCAGCGUCAGGCAGGGAUGGUGCAGCUGAGGAUGAGGAUGCCAGUGUGCUGCUCGCCUACAAGCUGCAACAGGAGGAGUUAGCCAAGAUGAAGCGGCUGUGUGGCAAUGAAAGCAGUGACUGGAAUAAAGAAGUGCACAGAUUCUUUGGUUCGUCUCUCUGUAGUCUGGAUGAAGACAGCAACAACUUGAGAAGGGAAGAAAAUGACAUGAAUGGAAGGCAGCAAGACAAUGAUGAAGAUGAGGCCACAUGCUGCAGACGGAUGGAGAAUGAAAGUAAUGAUGAAAAUGAGUCCACAUACUGCAGAGGGAUGGAGAAUGAAAGUAAUGAUGAAAAUGAGGCCACAUGCUGCAGAGGGAUGGAGAAUGAAAGUAAUGAUGAAAAUGAGGCCACAUACUGCAGAGGGAUGAAUAAUGAACAUGAUGAGCAAGAAGGAGUCGCAUGUUACAGGAGAGGUGAUAAUGGUGAGGAUGAAGUGAUGUGCUGCAGAAUGGAUGAGGAAGAAGAGGAUGAAAAGAAAAGCUCAUACAGUAAUGAUGAAGAUGACAUGAGGAAGCGUAGUGGUGGCCAUUAUAACAAGGAACGUCUGGCGCUGAUGAAACAAGGAGAGGAGCUGUUAAUUGAAAUGGCUAUCCAGCUUUCACUAAACCAUCCACAGCCUUCAGAUCCAGAUGACAAGUGAACAAACACACACACACACACACACACACACACACACACACACACACACACACACACACACACACACACACACACACACACACACACACACACACACACACACACACACACAAUUAAGUUAUUAUGCCUUCAGUAUCAUUAUAUAUUGUGUUAUUCAGAAUGGGUAAAGGAUAAGCAAGGACUACAUAGCAUAGAGGGUGCUGCAGCAGAUAAAAAGUACAUAUAUGAAAUGAUUACCUUCAUUAUGUUUGUUGAACUGGUGAUAAUGCAUUUUAUGUCAUUCAGUUUGGUACUUUUUUUGUUCAUGUAGUAAUGUAGUUUGAACAUAAACCACAUGAAUUUUGAUUAUGUUCGGUUCUUAUCUCUAAUAUUCUGAGACUACGAAAUAUUUUAUGAUCUUUCUCUAUACUAAUUCAUGUACAGUUGUCUGCAGGUCACUCUAGCCAGUCAUUCCCCUCACAGUGACUGAUCUGUGGCUAGGGAGAGACCACACACUACUGUACAACUAUUGUAGGCCACAAUGUAUGACUAAGGCCUGUAUUCUUAAAUGCUUUGAUCUCUCUCUCUCUCUCUCUCUCUCUCUCUCUCUCUCUCUCUCUCUCUCUCUCUCUCUCUCUCUCUCUCUCCAUCACUACUUUCCAAAGGCUUUAGCUGAAGAUGUUCACGUUUACAAGGAUAUAUUUUUGGUUCUGGAGAUGGACAAGAAUUAUAGAUUUGUUAUAAGGAGAAACUGUCUUGAAAACUUGGCUAGUUGUUUGUGUGGCCUUGGAAGACUGUUGUGGUGAGAGAGCCUUGCUAUUUCUGAAUAUGGGUGUAACUGCUGUGUGUAACCUACCAGGCCAAAACAAAACAUAGACAAUCCUGCAAAGAAUCGCUCCAGAUAACUGUCCAGAUACAUAAGGUUUAUUCUGUAUUCUGUAUUUAUAUACAAUUGCCUGCUUCCAUCUUUAAAUAAAGAAAAAUCCAAGAAAUAUCA